AGAUUGAAAACCAGUUCGCCUUCUAAACCCAACCACAGCAGUUCGCCACGGAAUAUAUACCAAAGGAUUUUUUAAAAGAAACUUAAAAAAAGGAUAUACAAAAUGCCGCCACCACAUCACGAUCGUCUCUUUGGAAUCCACUUGGGCCUGAGCUUGGGUGGCCAUGGACACCACCACCACCAUCACCACCCACCGCCGCCGCCUCCGAUCCACCAUCACCACCACCACGAGCCGCCGCACCACCACUAUCCUCCGCCGCCGCCGCCGCACCACCACCACCACCACCAUGGACCUCCGCCGCCGCCACACCACUUUGAUCAUCAUCAUCACCACCACGGCGGCCACUUCGAUCAUCAUCAUGGUCCUCCCCAUCACCAUCAUCACUGCUAAGUCGGUGGAGAAACAGAGUGUUUGAGUCUGGGCGAAUUUAAUUUAUUAUCAGAACUAUUAUAAAAUAAAAUAUAAUCCAAAAAAAUAAUAAUAAAACAAACUUACAAGUGAAAACCCAA
Messenger RNA from Drosophila ananassae, 509 nucleotides. Its product is annotated as histidine-rich glycoprotein. The transcript has a single exon. Lineage: Eukaryota; Metazoa; Arthropoda; Insecta; Diptera; Drosophilidae. The record is from RefSeq and is a predicted model, not a curated record. Bases 103 to 390 code for a protein of 95 amino acids.